AUGCUCUUUCUGCCGGCGCUAUCUUCGCCGCUCAUCGUAACCAAGCCUCUCGCCAACAUUGCCACUUUCCAACGUCUCGCCUUGCGAUCGCCCGUCUUUCGUCUACCAACCUGCACUCUCCAACCCUUCGUCGCAGUACCUCGUUCCAUCGCAACACUUUCACCCCUCACCCCCGCUCAAGCCAGCAUGCCUUCCGUCGCUCAGAUCCGCCAGCCCUCUCCUCCAUCUUCCGCCAUGCUCCCACCAGCCAAGCGUGCCAAGAUUGAGUCGGCUGUUGCCCCUUCUACCUCGGCUCCUGUCGAGAUCGAGGCCGUCGCUGCCGACUCUACCUCGUACAAAGACGUUACUGCCCUCCCCGCGACCAGCAAGAGUGACCGUGUCGAUGACCUCGACCCCAUCCCUGCGUGCACGUCUACGCUCGAGUACCGGAACGGCAUCUUCCUCGCCCCCAUGGUGCGCAUCGGCACGCUACCCACCCGCCUCCUCUCGCUCGAGUACGGCGCCGAUCUGGUCUGGGGCCCCGAGAUUGUCGAUCGCGCCAUCAUCGGCAGCGAGCGCAAGGUCAACCCGCACACGGGUGUCGUCGAGUAUCUCAAGGAGCACAAGCAAAUUUUCUCGUGCCACCCCAUCGAGCGGCCUUAUCUCGUCUACCAGCUGGGCUCCGCCGACCCCGACCUGGCCUACCAGGCCAUCAAGACCAUCACGCAGGCAGACGACGUCGCCGCCGUCGACCUCAACUGCGGCUGUCCUAAGCCCUUUUCCACACAUGCCGGGAUGGGCGCCAACAUGCUCUCCACCCCGAUCCUUUUGUGCAACACGCUGAAAGCCAUGCGUCGAGCCGCUCCGCCUCAUGUGGCUGUCACGUGCAAGAUCAGACUCAUGCCCACGCAGCAGGCAACGCUCGAGCUCGUCGACAAGAUUGUCCGCACCGGCGCCAUUGAGUGCUUGACCGUACACUGCCGCACCAAGGACAUGCGCCCGCGCGAGCCGGCGCUGCUUCACCGUUUGCGCGAGAUCGUCGACCACGUCAACAGCAUCGCCAGCGAGAUGGGCCGCAACAUCCCCGUCGUCUGCAACGGCGAUGUGUGGGAUGCUGCCACCGCUCCGCGCAUCAAGGAGCUCACCGGUGUCACGUCGACGAUGAUCGCACGUGGAGCUGAGGCCAACCCGUCGUGCUUUAGGCCCGAGGGCAACUUGAGCAUCCCACACGUCAUUGCGCCCAAGUGGGUGCGCUACUCGAUCGCUCUCAACAACCCCGUGGGGAAUACGAAGUAUUGUCUGUCUCAGCUGGCAUUCAAACCGGCGGAAGCGGGUAAUGCGACCAAGCACAUGUCCAAGAAGCAACUCUCUGUGCUGCGUACGGGCAUUGCGCAGUCCAAGACGCAGGAGGAGCUCGCCAAGGUGUUCGGCGUGGAUGCCGAGCAGGUCAAGUCGCAGGAUGUCGAGAAGGAGAUCUUGAAGGAGUUGAGGGAGGCCUUGGACGAGAGGGUCAAGCAGCGCGCUACCAGUCACAGUGGGUCUGGCUUCAACGGACAGCGUCUGGGAGCUGUGAUCGGCAACUCGAGCGGUGCAUCUGAGCCAUCGUCCGGUAGUGGCGGACAGCAGACCAACGAUGGUCACGCUUCCGGAUCGGACCAGAAGAAAGCGACGUCCAAUUCGCCGCAACCCGAGUGGAAGGAGCUACUCGCCAACGGCAUCAGCGAGAACAUUAAGGACGAGAAAUCCAUCCUCUACUACGCAUUCUCCACCGUCGAGCAGCCGGGUUCGGUGCACGAUGCGGCCAAGCCUCACGUGCGCUAUGUCGUCCACCGCGGUUUCGUCAACGAGAAGCGCGAUGGCGAGGCGGAGGGGGGCAUUGCGGGGCAGGAUCCGGCGUUCGGGUCGAGUCCGUGCCUGAUGACGACGACGGAUGUGCGCACACCCAAGGUUGCGCAGCUGACGAGCCAGAGCAGUCUGAGGUCGCAAGGCGAGGACAGCAGUCGUGGCGGAGAGUGCGAGAUCGCCUGGUGGAUCGAGUCGACGCAGAUGCAGUUCCGUAUCUCGGGAACGGUGCACGUCCUGCCUACGCCCGGCCACCCACUGCGCUCGCUGUUCCCCUUCGACCGCCUCUCGCCCCCUCGCGCCCCGAACUCGACCGGAGAAGCCCCCUUCGACUGGGACGCUGAACGCACGCGCAUCUUCAACAAGCUCAGCCCCGGCCUGCUCGCCUCCUUCUGUAAACCCACUCCAGGCACCCCGCACCCCUACGCCGACCGCCUCCGCGACGCUAACCCCAAGGACGACCUCAACUCACCCUGGCCGCUCGAACUACCCCAGCCAGGAAAGGAGGAAAACGACGAGCAGAAACGCCAGCUGCACGAGAGCGAGCAGAACUUCGCACUCGUCGUCGUCGAGCCGUACAAGGUCGAUCUGGUUAACUUGGCCGAGGACACUAGGACGGUGUAUGAGCUCGUCAACGGCGAGAGUGCAGCCACAGGUAGAUGGACCAGUCGCCGUGUCGUGCCGUGA
Sporisorium graminicola is the source of this 2508-nucleotide messenger RNA. RefSeq lists its product as uncharacterized. The coding region runs from base 1 to 2508 and encodes 835 amino acids. NCBI's taxonomy places the organism in Eukaryota, Fungi, Basidiomycota, Ustilaginomycetes, Ustilaginales, Ustilaginaceae. The record is from RefSeq and is a predicted model, not a curated record. The transcript has a single exon. Gene Ontology annotation, molecular function: flavin adenine dinucleotide binding; FMN binding; tRNA dihydrouridine synthase activity. Gene Ontology annotation, biological process: tRNA dihydrouridine synthesis. Gene Ontology annotation, cellular component: cytoplasm.